AUGAAAUCGGCUCUCCUCCUCUGUCUGGCUCCGACGAUAGCUCUCGCGGUCCCCGCGGAGCAAGUGCCCGCCGUAGCCCCCAGUCCCUCCGUCCCCAACAUCACCCCACCCAUUCCGCUACCCGCUGUGGCCGACGAUGAAUCUCACGCCCUUCCUGUCGACGUUCGUCAGAUCGUGCCGGUCCUCAACCCCGCCAAUGCUGCUGGCUCCGUCGCCGAGGACCCUGUCGCAACCCCCGUACCCGAUCAAUGGCCCGCCCCGUUGCGGGGGUCCAUCGGCCUGGGCUCCCUCCGAGCCUCGACGGGCAUGACCAAAUCGCUGCGCGCGCGCAGCGAGGGCACCCUGGGCCAGACGCCGUGGAUUGGAAUGGCCAUCGGGCUGACCUGUACCGCGUUGGCGGCGGUUAUGCUGGGGUGA
Molecule: messenger RNA, 417 nt
Organism: Aspergillus terreus NIH2624
Lineage: Eukaryota; Fungi; Ascomycota; Eurotiomycetes; Eurotiales; Aspergillaceae
Exons: 1
Coding region: 1-417 (138 amino acids)
Source: RefSeq, a predicted model, not a curated record